UUGCUGCUCAAGAAACAUGUAAUAUUAUCAAUGUUGAAACACGUGAUGCAUAAGAUAUUUUUAUAUAUAAUAUAUAUUUUAUUAUAUUUUAUAUUUAUAAGAUAUAUUUUAGAUAAAAGAAAUUUGAGAUAAAUCUACUCCUUUAAAUAGGUAAUUUUAGUGAUAGAAAAUACAGUUCCGUGGAUUAAGCUGAAAUUCAGUCUGAAAGCAUCCUGGCGUCAUUUAACGAAGUGAAUGCUAGAUUUGUCAAUAUUUACCAUAUGUGACUUAAGUCGUAGGUUAGUCAAGAUAGAGGAGUCUAAAAGAGCAGCUGAUUGAUUUGCAUGUCAUAUACUGUAGACCAGACCGGUCUGUUAAACCAGUUCUUGUGUCAUUGCUCGGCUGACUCUGUUGAGCGCUUUGUCUUCAGGGAAAAUCUCAGUAGUUUGUGACCUGACAACACUUGCCGUCAUGAAUCGGAACGCUUUGCGUAUUUUGCUUUUGACAGUGCUGUGUUCGUUUGCACGAAAUGAAACGCUCAAUCCAGCUAUUGCUGAUGAGCAGCUGCUCUGGGUCGGUGGGCAAGUCGGAGAAGUUCAUACCUACAGAAUUCCCCUGCUCACCUUCACUACUCACGGAAGUCUGCUGGCUUUUGCAGAGGCCCGGAAACUGUCUUUCAAAGACAAGGGAGCCAAGUUCAUCGCUUUGAGACGCUCCACAGACAGAGGAGUCACCUGGUCUCCUACCUCCUUCAUAGUGGAUGAUGGUGCUCUAGCAGAUGGGCUGAAUCUAGGUUCGGUUGUUGUGGAUGAAGAGACUGGUGCUGUGAUACUCAUCUACUCUGUGUGUUUUCACCGUUACCGCUGCAAGCCCUCCAGCACCAUGAUGGUGCAGAGUCUAGAUGACGGGUUCACCUGGAGCGCCCCACGAAACCUUAACCCUCAACUGGGGCUCAUGAGUUUUGCUCCUGGACCUGGCUUCGGUAUACAGAAACGUCAUCCGCCUGCUGUUGGGCGUCUGGUGGUGUGUGGCCACGGCAGCAUCAUUGGAGACGGAGUGUUUUGCAUCCUGAGUGAUGAUAAUGGAAACACUUGGAGAUACGGAGCUGAACUGAAGAGCAUUCCCUACAACCAGCGUAAAAACAACCUUGACUUUGACCCAGAUGAGUGUCAGCCAGUGGAGCUGGAUGACGGUAGCAUCGUGAUUAAUGUGCGCAACGAUAAACACUACCACUGCCACUGUCGCAUGGUUGCACGUAGUCUGGAUGGAGGAGAGUCUCUGCCGGUGGAGGAGCUGGUGUUUGAUCACACACUGGAGGAUCCUGCGGUUGCGGCUGGAGCUUUAGAGAAGGAAGGAGUGCUUUACUUCACCAACCCAGCCAAUGCUAAUAACAGAGUGAACCUCACCCUUCGCUGGUCUCUGAAUCGUGGUAAAUCAUGGGUGAAAAAUACUCUGAAGAUCUGGGCUGGGCCAAGUGGAUACUCUUGUAUCACGUCACUUAAAGGCAAUGAAACUGAGGAUCAUAAAUACAUCUAUGUCAUCUUUGAGAAAGGCCAAAAAGACUAUUUUGAGUCAGUCUCCUUUGUCAAAAUUGACCUUUACAGCGAACAGUGAAUAAAGUCACUGAUUCAUAUUAUAAAUAAAAAAGAAGCUUGAUCAAGUUGCUCAAUUUUGAAAAUAAAUAUUUAAGUGAAGAUGGCUUUCAUUAAUUGGUUAAAUUAAUUGUCUGCUUUAUCUCCAUAUUGUUUUUACAAAUAAUUUUGAAAUUAGUAUUAACUUUAGAGAAAUAUAGAAAUACAUUGGCAUGCAAGCUUGUCUGAGGUUGUAGAAUCUGAUUUUUUUAAAUAUUGUUUGGUCAUGCCUUUUAUCUAGUUAUAGUUUAUAUAGCAGUUAAAACUUAAAAUAAAUUAUAUAAAAAUACUCUGUUCAGUGGAGAAUAAAAAAUGUGUUUUGGAGGGCCCUUCCCCACCACCCACAAAAAUUAAAUAUCACUUUCCUCAAUAAUAAAAAUCCAAAAUAAAUAAAAAUAAUAAAAAUAUAUAUUUAUUUUGAAA
Molecule: messenger RNA, 2033 nt
Organism: Carassius gibelio (silver crucian carp)
Lineage: Eukaryota; Metazoa; Chordata; Actinopteri; Cypriniformes; Cyprinidae
Product: sialidase-1-like
Exons: 6
Coding region: 451-1593 (380 amino acids)
Biological process (GO): oligosaccharide catabolic process; ganglioside catabolic process
Cellular component (GO): lysosome; membrane; cytoplasm
Molecular function (GO): exo-alpha-sialidase activity
Source: RefSeq, a predicted model, not a curated record